UUUUUGUAAUUUAAUUCUUCUAGAUACAUUUCUAAUAAAAAUGUCAUGGAAUAAUACUGCUAAAUUAAACCAAAAUACUCACAAAGAACGUCAUCAACCACAAUUUCGUAAUCAUUUAGGUUUUUUAGAAAAGAAACAAGAUUAUAUUAUAAGAGCAAAAGAUUAUAAUAAAAAAUACAAUGCUUUAAAAUUAUUAAAAAAAAGAGUUCUCAAUAAGAAUCCUGAUGAAUUCUAUUUUCAUAUGAUAAAUUCUAAAAAGGAAAAUAGUAUAACUUCUGUAAAUGAAGGAGAUGAAAAAUAUUCUGAUGAGCAAAUUAAAUUAAUUCAAACACAAGAUAUAAAAUAUGUUAAUUAUAAAUGUAUAUUGGAUACUAGAAAAAUUGAUAAUCUCCAUAAUAAUUUACAUAUAAUUGAUGCAGUAAAUAAAACUAAAAAUAAACAUAUUUUUUUUAUUGAUAAAAAUGAAUUAAGGAAUUUUAAUGUAAUUACAAAACUCAAUACACAUUCUACUUUAUUGAAUAGAAGAAUAAAUAGACCAAAGCUGGAUAAUUUAGAGAUAAUGAAAUUAUCUGAUUUUAAUGAUUACACACUUAAAAUAAUUGAACAACAAAAACAUAUGGCUUACAAAACAUUAUCUAAACGGGUAGAUCGUGAACAAAAAUUAAAUAUUGUACAACAAACAUUAGAAGUAAGAAAUGCUUUAAAAAAUACAAAAACAAGAAAACCAAAAAAAAUAUCUUCUGGAUCUAAAAAUUGUGCUCCAAUUUACAAAUGGAUAUUUGAAAGAAAAAAAUAAUUGCGUUAAUAUUUUAAAUUAAAUAUAAAUUGUAAUGUUGAAU
This is a messenger RNA of Ceratosolen solmsi marchali, 839 nucleotides long. Its product is annotated as probable U3 small nucleolar RNA-associated protein 11. The coding region runs from base 41 to 796 and encodes 251 amino acids. The record is from RefSeq and is a predicted model, not a curated record. Gene Ontology annotation, biological process: rRNA processing. NCBI's taxonomy places the organism in Eukaryota, Metazoa, Arthropoda, Insecta, Hymenoptera, Agaonidae. The transcript has a single exon. Gene Ontology annotation, cellular component: nucleolus; small-subunit processome.